CUUGACGCGUAUGUUUUCUGUUCCCCGGGGUCACAGUGUUUUCAACGGGACGCAACUUACUACUUUACCGGGACUCGCCAUGGCCGCUUGACCCGGGGGGGACUGGAAUACCUUUUUUUUUCUUUAGCCGUCAUUCGCUCGAAACAUUUAUACAAACUUUUCCAGAUAAACUUUCGUCUUUUGUGUAGUUUUUAUGUCAAGAAAUAAGGAUGCAACCCCCACCGAGAAAGGUCCGGGUUACCCAGGAGCUGAAACACACUCAUGCAGAGCAGAUGAGCAGAUUACACAUCAAACACCAGACAGAGUGUGACCUCCUGGAAGACCUCAGGACUUUUAGCCAAAAGAGGGCGGCUGUAGAGAGGGACUACGCCCAGGCCCUCCAGAAGUUGGCAAAUCAGUAUCUAAAGAGGGAAUGGCCAGACAACCUCUCAGAAGAACAAGCAGAUCACAGGAACAUAUACUGCGUAUGGAGGGCCUAUUUAGAGGGCACGGUCCAAGUCACCCAGUCCAGAAUCAGCGCCUGUGAUAACUACAAAGUCCAGGUUGCAGAUCCAGCAAAGACAGCCAGACUGCAGAAGGAGCAGCAGCUGAGGAAGUGUAUCGAGCAGCUGACGGUGGUCCAAGCUGAGCUGCAGGAUUCGGUGAAGGACCUCACCAAAAGCAGGAAGAAGUACCAGGAGGCCGAGACGAUGGCGCAGGCUGUCAGAGAGAAGGCAGAGCUGGAUGCCAAGUCCAAGCUAAGUCUCUUCCAAUCCAGAUCCAGUCUGCAGAGGGCGAGUGUAAAGCUGAAAGCCAAGAGGAGCGAGUGCAACUCCAAAGCCACCCAUGCCAGAAACGACUACCUUCUCACGCUAGCAGCCGCUAACGCUCACCAGCAGCGCUAUUAUGACACAGACCUUACGGACUGCAUCAAGGUCUUAGAUGGCAGAAUCUACGAGCAGGUAAAAGAUUACCUGGUCUCACUGUGUCAGACCGAGCUGGAAACUUACCAGGCUGUCCACAACACCUUCAACCAACUCUUGAACAGCUCAAAUGGGGUACGGCAGGAGUUUCAUCAGCAGCUGUUUGUACAGAAGAACCCCAUGUUUCAGCAGGCAGCAGACUUCCUGUACCAGCCCAUCGACUCCGAUACGGUGAUGCAGCUGCAGAAAGAGAGCGGAACGGCCGAGGAGCACAGCCUGGAUAAGGAGGCGAGGAAAUGGGCGAGCCGCGUAGCCCGAGAGUACAAGAGCAUCAUCCACACUCAGAGGGCUCUGGAGGAAUAUGGGACUCAGGAAACCUCGGAGCAAAACAACACGGAGCUGGAGACAAAGAUGGAGGUGGCCAGGCAGAGUCUUCGGAGGGCAGAGACGGUAAAAGUGAAAGCAGAGGCCCGUCUGGACUUGCUGAGGCAGGCCGGUGUCGCUGUCGAAACGUGGCUGAAGAGCGCCAUGAACCAGGUGAUGGAGGAGCUGGAGAACGAGCGCUGGAACAACCUCAGUACCCAUGAUCCUUCACUCUCUGGAACAGCAGAUUUGGAGAGAGAGGAUGAGGAGGAGAUGGAAGACAGUGGUGAAGUUUUGGACGACAGCAGCUCCAGCCCCUCCAGCACCUUGAAAAACUAUCCUCUCACCUGCAAAGUACUCUACUCCUACAAGGCUUCUCAGCCAGAUGAACUGACAAUUGAGGAGCAGGAAAUCCUGGAGGUCAUUGAUGAUGGAGACAUGGAGGACUGGGUCAAAGCCAGAAACCGCAGCGGACAGAUCGGCUACGUCCCAGAGAAAUACUUGCAGCUGCCUUCCUCCAACAGCCUGCUGAGCAUGCUGCAGUCUCUGGCCGCGCUGGACGCCCGAUCCCAUUCCUCCAGUAACUCCACUGAACCUGAAACUGAACUACCAACCGGCUCCGUCAACGGAGACUCCAGCGUGUCCUUUGCAAAGGCCCUGUACGACUACGCAGGACAAACGGACGACGAACUGUCCUUCCCAGAGGGGGCCAUCAUCCGCAUCCUGAGCAGAGAGACCCACGAGGACGAUGGUUUCUGGGAGGGCGAGUUCAACGGCGUCGUCGGUGUAUUCCCUGCGGUUCUGGUGGAGGAUCUCGCCGGGGCCAGCGAGAACGGAGAUGGACAAAGAGAUGGCAGCGCACAGGCUUCUCCCUCCACUUUGGCCCAAUGUGACCGAUCCCCUCGUAGUCCCUUCCAGCCAGGGCCUCUCCACAGCAGCCCUCUUCAGACUCCCACAAUGUCGUCUCCUCAGUCGAGUCCCUGCAGCGCCACGGCCUCUCCCAUUGGCCGACCACCCUCCUAUCACAACGGACAUCACAGGCCGCCACCAGCACCACACAAAAGCCCCUUUCAGAGUCCGGUCCAAGGCUCCCCUCAACCUCCAAAAUACCCAGAGACUGGAUCUGGCACUAUUCGACCUGUCCGUGCUGCUCCUCCACCUCCGAAGCAGCACCCUCGGGGGCAGGUGAAGCGGAGGGAGGAGGUGGAGAUCACGCUGGUGUGAAGGCGGCGGCACCCUGGUGGUGGCGGCGGCGGCUACGAGAGCUCUGUUCAAACCCGCUGGGACUCAAACCUCUGUGCCUCUAAACGCACUCCCAAAGGAAACCAGAGGAAACUUUUAACCCCCCCCCCCCCCCCCCCCCCCCCCCCGAAGACGCCCGGAGGCCCGGAGAGGUCCUACACUUUGUCCUCUAGUCUUUCCACACAACAGCUCGUAGGGUCAGUGUGCUGUGGAGGAAUAUUGUGCCUUUCUCUUACCUGUACUUGUUGUCAUGUUUCAUUCUCCAUUACCCAGUGUUUGUCUCCUAUUUGAAUUAGACUGAUAAUAGGGCUAAUAUUGUAAUUUUUAUAAGAAAUAUAUAUAUAUGUUCCAGUCCAUAUUGUCCACCUCUACCUGGACAUGAAUAACUACUAGUCCUGAAAAAAAGAUAUAUUGAAUGCUAACAUAAUAUCUACUAUUAGCAACUUCAGAUAUCAAUCCUGAUACUGGUUUUCACUGGUUGAAUCCUGUUUCUGUUCUCUGUCGCUCAUAGUAACUGAUACAGUGAUAACUGGCAGAUAAUGUGACCUGUCAUGUUAUAAUAAGAUGUCUCUCUGCUAAACAGAGUAAAACCUCUUCAUGUAAUAAACUGAUAGGAAAAGUGACGCCACAUUAUUAACAAAACUUGUAAUAAUGACUUGAUUUGGACACAUUUUCACAGGAAUAGUUUGACAUUUUGGGAAAGUCUAAUGUGCUUUCUCGCCGAGAACUAGAAGAGAUGAUCAUCAUAUACAUGGUAAUAUGGAGCUAAAGCCAGCAGAUGAUUAGCUUAGCUUAGCAUAAAGACUGGAAAAAGGGGGAAAUUCUUGGCCUAUCUCUGUCAAAAAGUUAAAAAAUAAAUCUGUUGUAUCACGUUUAUUUAAAGGCUCGGUCACAUUUAAAAUUGAAAACGAUCAAAUUUUGACGACAAAUUCGACUCAUUUCAAAGGAAUUACGUCGAUCAGUGAAUUCACUCGCAGGAGAGAAGUAAAUCUACGCAAAUCUUAGGCAUUAAAUCUAAUUUGGGUGAACUUUGACAUCAGGAUUCAGAAUUUAAUCCAUUUGAGCUGCAUGACUAAAUAAUUUUGUCCCAAUUAAAGUGAACGAGGAGUCAACCGGAAGUUAGCCGGUUCAGCUGGAGGAGAUCCGAAAACAUGGCGUAUUUUUUGGGGGGGGGCUUUAUGUGCCGCUUUCAAAGGCGUGAACGGGCGCUGUCUUUAAACACGAGGUGUGUAACUGAUCACAAAACUCACGAUUCGGGUCAGAUCACGGUUUUGAGUCACGGAUCGGAUAAUUUUUCAGAUCAGCAAAAAAAAAUAAAAAAUACGGAAGACAAAUAUUUAUUCUGUAAAACACUUAAAGGAAGGAACUUUGUCCGUGACUUGUAGCUAUAGCAGUUCAUAUACGUGCUGAACCGGUGGGGGGGGGGGUGGGGGAUCAUGGUUCAACUACAUUCAGUUACACCACUAUUGAAAACGGUGUCCAGUUCUUCUUAGUACAUCUGUGAGGUUACGCAUCGGUCUAUUUCUUGGCUGGGAGUCUCCGCUGGUUUCCUGAGAUAUGACGUGUUAAUUAGUGAGCGUCAGGAGCUGGUAGAUGGAUUUUUAAGCUGUGGACAGAGCCAGGCUAACGGCUAGCCGGCUGUUUCCAGUCUUUAUGCUAAGCUAAGCUAACAGGCUUCUGACUUCUAGCUUCGUAUUUACUUUAAAGACAUGAGAGCAGCGUCAGUCUAACUAAGGAAUAAGCCAUUAACAUCUGUUCCUUCAGCUACAUUAACUAUCUUGUAAUUAUGAGACUCAAACAUGUUUUUUUCUUUAGUCAAUAUAGUGCACUUCUGUACAUAGAGUAUUGAUUAUUAUUAUCAUAAUAAUGAUUCCAACCAGAUCACUCAGCCCCGUUAUCCACCAGUUAUGUCUCACUGUAUCACUUACUGCGAGGCUCUCUCUCUCUCUCUCUCUCUCUCUCUCUCUCUCUCUCUCUCUCUCUCUCUCUCUCUCUCUCUCUCUCUCUCUCUCUCUUUCUUAUCUUCACAGACUGAUGUUGAGCUGUUGAGACUUUUUCACAAUUGGAUUACUACUAUGCAACAAAGUUAACGCUUGGCGGGACGUCACAGCAUGUUGUGAAUAUGUAGCUUCAACGCAAACCAAAAGUCUGGUUGUCUCCACACUCGAUCAAAACGCCAGCACGGGCGAGGCUGGUCCUCUCCUCGAACACGACGUAGCUGUUCACGGUUACGUAAACAAGGGAAAAGUGGCAAUUUUAGUUGAGUGAUUGUUUUUGUCAGUAGGGAGAAUCUCCUAGAAAAGUUUGUCUGAUCAAAAAAUAAUGGAUCCCUGAUUAUUUUUAAAACAUUUUCCCUGCUUCUUAUGUUAGUUUUCUUUGCACCAAAUGCUGAGAAAUAUCUAAAUGUUAAAGGACGAGUUCACUGUGUUUCAAGUCUGUCUUUAAACAACAGUCAGGAGCCCAAAUGAAUAUUGAAACAUGUU
Messenger RNA from Thunnus maccoyii (southern bluefin tuna), 4990 nucleotides. Its product is annotated as F-BAR and double SH3 domains protein 2-like. The record is from RefSeq and is a predicted model, not a curated record. Gene Ontology annotation, biological process: regulation of actin filament polymerization; neuromuscular synaptic transmission. Bases 210 to 2489 code for a protein of 759 amino acids. Gene Ontology annotation, molecular function: protein binding. NCBI's taxonomy places the organism in Eukaryota, Metazoa, Chordata, Actinopteri, Scombriformes, Scombridae. Gene Ontology annotation, cellular component: recycling endosome; neuromuscular junction. The transcript has 20 exons.